UUAAAAUUGGUCAUAAAAUGGAGGAGUGGAAAAUAUCAAUUUGUCGGCAAUCGAAAGGGGGCGAAAAUGGCGGUCUCUUGAUUUUUCCGUUACCGCCAUUACUAUCUCCGGAAUACGAAAUAAUCGAAACCCCCUUCCCUCUCCUCUUCCCAAUAUAAGGGGGGGAAAUCAAUAGUAAGGAAGACAAGAAACCCUAGAGAAACCUGACUGACCUCAUAAAAUCUAAUCCAAUUCAAAUUUUUUCCAACUGCUCCAAAUCGAAUUCAAGAUGAAGUCAAAGCGGAAAGCAUCUCUCCAUGCCAAUCUGUUAUCCGCAAAUGGCGCUGCGGCGGCGGAUGAUCAGGGUCAAGCUGGCGGCGGCUUGGCGGGCCCGGCUAGGGACGACGGUGCUGUUGAGAUUUUAGCGAAUCGAGAUGGGGAUGAGGGUAAGCUGGAGAAACCCGAGGAGGUAGUAGUAGAAGAUGGAGAAAGAGAAGCAGAAGCAGAAGUGGAAAAUGAUGGUGAUGGUGAAGAAGCAGCAGUCGGAGAGGAAGAGGCGGCAGAGGAAGACGAGCAGGAUGAAGGCCAAGAUGAGCGGCCGAAGCUUGAUGAUGGUUUCUUUGAAAUCGAAGCUAUUCGGCGUAAACGGGUUCGCAAGGGUCAGCUUCAGUAUCUCAUUAAAUGGCGAGGCUGGCCAGAGACUGCCAACACGUGGGAGCCUCUAGAAAAUUUGCAGUCUUGUUCUGAUUUUAUUGAAGCAUUCGAGGAAAGGAUGCAAUCUGAAAAAUCUAUUCGGAAAAGGAAACGCAAGUCUGGGGGCUCUAAUUCGCAGGGUAAGAAGAAGCAGUCGCGUGCUUCAUCUGCUAACAAUUUGACAGGUGAUGAUGUCAGUGCAGCUGACAGAAGCUUACCCUCGACCUCUCUGAACACAUCAGGCCUUGCAAGUCUUCGAGCACACACUCGUGAAGAAGAAAGUGAUGAAAAUGGCACCAAUGUCCAAGUUGCCACUCAAGCGGGUGAGAGCUGGUGCACUAGCCGCCCAAGACUUCAAUUGGGCGUGAAGGAUGAUACUGAAUAUGAUCCAAAGCUUAGUGAACUGAGAGGAACGGCAACAUCAAAUGAUGUUAAUGGAGAUCAGAUUUCUGUUCAGUUUGUUGAUUCCAAGGCUCUCGAAGUUGUUGAGAAUGGGUCGUCUCUCAAGGUUGAUUCGGUAGACCCUGUUCAAACCAACCGUAGAACAGGUGCUAAGAGAAGGAAAUCAGAGUCUGUGAAGAGAUUUAAAAAAGAUCCAGCCUCUUUUGAAGCUCCUCUCGUAGAUAAUUCAGCCUGUAACAUCUCUCUCAGCUUUGAAGGUGAGAUGACUGAAGCAUCUAAAAUCAUCAAGAUUCUCAAGCCGGUCAGCUAUUCAGCUUCUUCAUUUGACAAUAUUCAGGAUGUGGUGGUAACGUUUGCUGCAGUGAGGUCUGAUGGCAAGCAAGUACUUGUGAAUAACAAGUUUUUGAAGGCUAAUGAUCCACUGCUGUUGAUAAAUUAUUAUGAGAAGCAUCUCAAGUAUAGUACAUGA
Messenger RNA from Linum tenue, 1543 nucleotides. Lineage: Eukaryota; Viridiplantae; Streptophyta; Magnoliopsida; Malpighiales; Linaceae. The record is from the annotation of a GenBank genome assembly.